Molecule: messenger RNA, 378 nt
Organism: Linum tenue
Lineage: Eukaryota; Viridiplantae; Streptophyta; Magnoliopsida; Malpighiales; Linaceae
Source: the annotation of a GenBank genome assembly
AUGGUUAUCAACAAAGCAUUGCUAGCGACGGCAGUAUUGGCGACCAUAAUCAUCAUUAUGGCACGUCCUACGGUCCAGACAACAGUUUACAUUACCAAUCACUUAUCCCAAAAAAUAUUGAUUGUGCAUUGUCGAUCCAAAGACGACGACCUCGGAGCCCAUGCGGUCGCCGUUGGGGCAACCAUCCACUGGAGCUUUGGGCAGAGUUUAUUUGGCGAGACACUUUUCUGGUGCAAACUCGCGGUCCAAGAUAAGCGUAUUUCUUUCGUGGCGUACGAGCAAGGCAUCGACAUCAUGGGAGACUGGUUUGUUCGUGACGAUGGAGUUCACGGGAAUGGUAGCCCGUACUUUCUGAAGGCUGCAUGGACGCGACCAUAA